Aplysia californica (California sea hare) is the source of this 902-nucleotide messenger RNA. RefSeq names its product 28S ribosomal protein S24, mitochondrial. Bases 175 to 681 code for a protein of 168 amino acids. Gene Ontology annotation, biological process: translation. NCBI's taxonomy places the organism in Eukaryota, Metazoa, Mollusca, Gastropoda, Aplysiida, Aplysiidae. The transcript is spliced from 3 exons. Gene Ontology annotation, cellular component: mitochondrion. The record is from RefSeq and is a predicted model, not a curated record.
CCGGUUUUGCUUUCAACAUCUUGCAGCACACACACUGCUAGCUGCGUAGCGUACCGUAUUCAUCGUAGAGGUGACCAAAGCAAUGGCAAACUUUUGACUUCGACUUCGUGACGGGAAGUGGCACUAGAUCUAGAUCUACAGUCUUCGCUCUUUAUAAGCUGCCAAGAAAGAAAAAUGUGGAAUAUAUCUCAGGUUUUAAACAGGGCAGCUCCUUUGUCAUCGUUGAACGUUGCAUUUCGGGGUCUGUCUACAACAGCCUGCCUUGCCAAGAAUAAAAAAUCGGGAGUUCCUAAAGUGACCAGGUUCAGAACAAAACCUUUGACGUAUGAAGAGGCAAUCCCGCCAUCUGAAAUGAAUGUGAGGAAAGGAUGGCUCUCUUGGAAUACAAGCAAUCUCCAUGGCGAGAAACGUAUUGCGGAAACGACAUUUGAAGAUUUGUUCAUCAGGAAAUUUGUUUUCGGCACUUGGCAUAAUUCGUUAGCAUCAGAGGUGGUGAUAAAGCGACGGCACAACAUGAUCACUUUGGUCUUCCUGGUCAAUAUGGACAGAAUGCUGGCCCGACAGGUUUACUUCCUGCAGGGAUACACUGAGGAGUUACUCACACACUGGUUGAAAGGCCCAGUGAAAGUGGAACUACAGACCGUCAAUUCAAGAGAGGAUGUGAUUUUCAAGAAAAUUUAGCUUAUUAUAUAUGUGUACAGAUUAGAAUUAAAAUUGUUUCAUAAUUUUCACAUAUAUUUGUUGUCUUUUUUUAAAAUGUCUAAUCGUAUUGUUGUUAGGAAAGCAGGCUUUUGAACAAUUUGUGUUCCUUGUGGGGAUGAUUUGGUGUUUUCCUGGUUCAGCUUAUAAUGCAAAUUUUAAAAUGUGGUUCUUAAUAUUCUUAUAAUAAAAAUUCCAAGAUC